AUGAAUGCAACAUUGCCACCGGCAACAACCACCACAGCAGAGUGCAUGCUAGAUGAUAUCGCUGGUCUAUUGAAUAAUCCAGGGCACCUGACGCUGGGCUCCCUGAUCAUCAUCGUUGCCCUGGUUGGGCUGGGAGGAAAUGCAACUGUGAUUUGGCUACUGGGCUUUCGCAUGCGCAGAAAUGGCUUCACUGUCUACAUCAUCAACCUAGCCAUAGCUGAUUUCCUCUUGCUCUGCUGUGUCAUCACAGAUCGCCUUCUUGCCAUCAGUUUUUCCCAUCUUUCCUCCAAACCCUUGAAUAUUAUACAGUUACUGCAAUAUGUGACGGUAUUCCCAUACAUUGUGGGCCUGAGCAUCCUCAGUGUAAUUAGCACUGAGCGUUGCCUGUCCGUCCUGUGGCCCAUAUGGUACCGAUGCCAUCGCCCCAGAAAACUGUCAGUCAUUAUGUGUGCCCUGCUCUAGGCCGUGUGCCUGAUACUGAGCAUCUUGGAAGGGAACUACUGUAUCUCCUUUCUUCAGCUUCCAUGCAGUUAUCAGCGGUGUGAGAAAAUCAGUUUCGCCAUAAGCUCCUGGCUGAUGUUCUUAUUUUUGGUUCUCCUGGGCUCCAGCCUGGCCCUGGUGGUCAGAGUCUUCUGUGGGUCACACUGCGUGCAGCUGAGCAGGCUGUAUGUGACCAUUCUGCUCACUGCGCUGGUCUUCCUUCUCUGUGGUCUGCCCUUUGGCCUUUUCUGGUUUCUCGCAGACUGGCUUGUAGAUUUUAACAUGGAAUAUGCAUCCCUUUUUUACCUAGUUACAAUUUUCCUCUCCAGUGUUAACAGCUGUGUCAACCCCAUCAUUUACUUUUUUGUUGGUUCCUUUCGGCAGCAGAAGAGGCAGCCCCUAAAGCUGGUUCUUGAGAGGGCUCUGCAGGGCACCCCUGAGGAUGAUGAAUGA
This is a messenger RNA of Ochotona princeps (American pika), 933 nucleotides long. Its product is annotated as mas-related G-protein coupled receptor member X2-like. Lineage: Eukaryota; Metazoa; Chordata; Mammalia; Lagomorpha; Ochotonidae. The transcript has a single exon. Gene Ontology annotation, cellular component: membrane. The record is from RefSeq and is a predicted model, not a curated record. Gene Ontology annotation, biological process: G protein-coupled receptor signaling pathway. Gene Ontology annotation, molecular function: G protein-coupled receptor activity.